Tupaia belangeri chinensis (Chinese tree shrew) is the source of this 1802-nucleotide messenger RNA. It is a transcript of the gene NTNG1, whose product is annotated as netrin G1. The coding region runs from base 406 to 1653 and encodes 415 amino acids. The record is from RefSeq and is a predicted model, not a curated record. Gene Ontology annotation, biological process: animal organ morphogenesis; tissue development; axonogenesis. The transcript has 6 exons. Lineage: Eukaryota; Metazoa; Chordata; Mammalia; Scandentia; Tupaiidae.
CGGGAAAGCCAUCACUUUGCUGACGUAUUAUCUACUACUGGACAUCUUCUACAAAAUCCAAACUGGACCCGAGUCUAACAGAUAUGUUCUAGGACAAAGACAAAGCUGCAAGUUCCAAUUAUCGCCUAACACACAAGUAUGUUAGGCUCCCACCAAAGUCCUCCGUAUACCUAAACAUGCGUGGUAUCUUCAUCCUUCACAUUUGGUUCUGGAAUCUGCUUUGAGAGCUCAUCCUCUUUUUUCUUUUUUGUUUUAAUAUACAGACCUACCUAAAUAAUAAAUAUACAUAUAUAUACAUAUAUAUACACACACAUAUAUAUGUAUGUUUGUAUAAGUAAAAUAGACACCAAUCACAGAUAAGCAAACUUUGCUGUUGUUCCCACGAAGACUGCAAAGAAUUCAGAGAUGUAUUUGUCAAGAUUCCUGUCGAUCCAUGCCCUGUGGGUUACAGUAUCCUCAGUGAUGCAGCCCUACCCUUUGGUGUGGGGACAUUAUGAUGUGUGUAAGACUCAGAUUUACACAGAAGAAGGGAAAGUUUGGGAUUACAUGGCCUGUCAGCCAGAAUCCACAGACAUGACAAAAUAUCUGAAAGUGAAACUGGAUCCUCCGGAUAUUACCUGUGGAGACCCUCCCGAGACAUUCUGUGCAAUGGGCAACCCCUACAUGUGUAAUAACGAGUGUGAUGCAAGCACUCCUGAGCUGGCACACCCCCCUGAGCUGAUGUUUGAUUUCGAAGGAAGACAUCCCUCCACAUUUUGGCAGUCUGCUACUUGGAAGGAAUACCCGAAGCCUCUCCAGGUUAACAUCACUCUGUCUUGGAGCAAAACGAUUGAGCUCACGGACAACAUAGUUAUUACCUUUGAAUCAGGGCGUCCAGACCAAAUGAUCCUGGAGAAGUCUCUCGAUUAUGGACGAACAUGGCAGCCCUACCAGUAUUAUGCCACAGACUGCUUAGAUGCUUUUCACAUGGAUCCUAAAUCUGUGAAGGAUUUAUCACAGCAUACGGUCUUAGAAAUCAUUUGCACAGAAGAAUACUCCACAGGAUAUAUGACAAAUAGCAAAAUAAUCCACUUUGAAAUCAAAGACAGGUUUGCAUUUUUUGCUGGACCUCGGCUACGCAAUAUGGCUUCCCUCUAUGGACAGCUGGACACAACCAAGAAACUCAGAGAUUUCUUUACAGUCACAGAUCUGAGGAUAAGGCUGUUGAGACCAGCUGUUGGGGAAAUAUUUGUAGAUGAGCUACACUUGGCACGCUACUUUUACGCGAUCUCAGACAUAAAGGUGCGAGGAAGGUGCAAGUGUAAUCUCCACGCCACUGUGUGUGUGUAUGACAACAGCAAACUGACAUGUGAAUGUGAGCACAACACUACAGGUCCAGACUGUGGGAAGUGCAAGAAGAAUUAUCAGGGCCGGCCUUGGAGUCCAGGCUCGUACCUCCCCAUCCCCAAAGGCACUGCAAAUACCUGUAUUCCCAGUAUUUCCAGUAUUGGUACUCCUCCAAAGUUUAAUAGGAUAUGGCCGAAUAUUUCUUCCCUUGAGGUUUCUAACCCAAAACAAGCUUUGUCAACAGUUUCUUCUGUUCAAGUUGCAAACCACAAGAGAGGUAGGAAUUCUUGGAUUCAUACAGUGAUUUCAUGGUGUUAUGUGUUGUGAAACAUUGCACUGUAUGAAUCUGGAAUAUCUGUGAAGUGUACCCAUCAGCUUAUUGGUGAGGCAUGUUGACUGAUAUCAAUCAAUGCAUCAGAUAAUACUGAGAAUGUCAUGUAUAGCAAACAAAAAAAAAAGAUUCACUCAGAAACUUG